Lotus japonicus is the source of this 1241-nucleotide messenger RNA. RefSeq lists its product as uncharacterized. Gene Ontology annotation, molecular function: RNA binding. Lineage: Eukaryota; Viridiplantae; Streptophyta; Magnoliopsida; Fabales; Fabaceae. The transcript has 9 exons. The record is from RefSeq and is a predicted model, not a curated record. The coding region runs from base 200 to 952 and encodes 250 amino acids.
CUCAUAGCCCUACUCAUCAGCCACUCUUCUCUCUCACACACACUUCUCUCUCUUCCUGCGUGCUUCUACUUCUAUUCUCUUCUCUUCUUCACUUCAACCACGCCACCAUCCCUUUCUCCCUUCGCUUCGUUCGUAGCAGCAUAUUCCCCCAAUCUACAAACCCCAACCCACUCUCGCUUCCAUCAAACUCACCGCAACGAUGGAUAGGUAUCAGAGGGUGGAGAAGCCCAAGGCAGAUAGUCCUAUCAACGAGAACGAGAUACGCAUUACCAGUCAAGGAAGGAUGAGGAAUUACAUCACCUACGCCACCACUCUCCUUCAGGAGAAGGGAUCUGAUGAAAUUGUUCUCAAAGCAAUGGGACGUGCAAUAAAUAAGACUGUAAUGAUUACUGAGCUGAUCAAGAGAAGGAUUGUUGGUCUGCACCAGAACACUCUGAUUGGAUCAACUGAUAUAACUGACACAUGGGAACCACUAGAAGAAGGCCUUCUUCCUUUGGAGACUACUCGCCAUGUUUCUAUGAUCACAAUUAACUUGUCAAAGAAAGAACUGGAUACAUCCUCCACAGGAUACCAACCUCCUCUUCCUGCUGAUCAAGUAAAACCUUUAAAUGAAUAUGAAGAGGAUGGAGAAGGCUCCCCAAGGAUGCGAGGAAGAGGGCGUGGUCGUGGAAGGGGUCGGGGUAGAGGAUUUUACAAUAAUGGGGGUAUGGAAUAUGGUGGUGGUGAUGGUUGGGACGGUGGACGUGGCUAUGGUGGCAGAGGCCGUGGCUUUGGUCGUGGCAGAGGUCGUGGUUUCCGGGGACGAGGACGGGGAGGCUAUGGUGCCCAGCCAGUUGGGUACUAUGACUAUGGUGAAUAUGAUGCACCACCUGCCCCACGUGGACGAGGACGUGGAAGGGGAGGAAGAGGCCGUGGUCGUGGUCGUAAUGCAAGCUGGGGAGUUGCUGCUUGAUCGCAUGGGUGUUGGUUAUGAUGUAUAUUUUCAGUUAGAAGAUGGUUUUGCCUCUUUGCUUAGUUCUUUGUGGAAUCUGCUUAUACUAUUUUGGUAUUAUUUGAAGCGUUCGGGUGUUGCAGUCAUGUUCCUGCAGUUUUGUUUUUCUAGUUCUUUCCUUUGUAACAACCUCUAUAAUUUCAAGUUCCGAGGUUGAGUUAGAUAUUCAUAUAUUUCCUUUGUUUAGGGAGUUUCAAGAAAAUUAAAUUUGUAUAAUUUUUUUAAAUAGAAGUUACUGGAGUUGAAUUUA